This is a messenger RNA of Cinara cedri, 13455 nucleotides long. The record is from the annotation of a GenBank genome assembly. NCBI's taxonomy places the organism in Eukaryota, Metazoa, Arthropoda, Insecta, Hemiptera, Aphididae.
CAGGGUUGUAGAUCUACAACCGUUUCUUGUCACAUUUGUCCAUAGCACCACCAUAGAUAUUAAUGUCUAGGCAUUUUUCUCAGUAGUCUUACUCGUCAGACUUCUAUGGUGUUGGUGUAUUUCAUUAAAUUUACUAUAUUAUUUUUAUUACACAGUAUUCUUACUCUUAAAUCAGCUGACUUUUUUUAAACAAUAAUGUAAUUUUCGGAUUAACUUGAAAGAACUUAAACAUAAAUAUAUGUGUAUAUAUGUAUAUAUAUAUAUAUAUAUUUAUAAUUUUGUUGGUGAUAUUUAUUUUUUAGCACAUUUAAAGUAAGUGAUUUUUUUUGUCCAUAAUGUAUGCCAAUCCUGAGACGUUGAAAGACUUGUGCAUUCACUAUAUUGUUGAUAACAUUGAACAACUUUAUGUGGAAAAACAAAACAGUGAAACUGACUCGCUAUCUUUUGAACCAGAAUAUGUGUUCAUCGACAGUAAUGUAUACUUGCCAAUGGAGGUAUCUGAGAUAAUAUUGACAAAACUUAGUAUACGCAAUAAACUAAAUGAUACAAUAAUGUCAUUAUUCAGUCAUAGCAAUGUUUACUUGAGGUUUGUUUGUUAUAAGUCCUUGAAAACAUUAACAAUAAACAUGUACUACCUAUUCAUUCAUACCACAUACCUUAUUUAUUCUCUUUAAAAAAAUUUAUUAGUUACUUACUAAUAACUUAAUUGACCUGCAUCCAAUUUAAAUUUAAAUUUUCCUGUAUGUUUAGUGUAAUAUGAUUAAAUACUAAGUAAUAAACUGAGUAUAUACAUUUUUUUAUGUUAAGUUAAAUUAUAGUCUUAUGUAGAUUUAUAAGUAGCUAUCAUAAGAUGCAUAUUAUAUGAUCUGUAUCUAUAAUUUAUCAAAAUACACUAGGCAAUACUGAAAAUGUAGGCGUUUAGAUCAAAUUUAACACCUGCCUAGUUGGAUAUCUGUGACCAAUAUUUUUUUUUAAUAAUCAAUUCUACAUUAAUGAUUAACUUUUUAUCAUAUUUAAGAUUAUAAUUAUUUUAGACUUGUGUAUUUGAAAAACUAAAAAAAAAAAUCGUAAACCAAAUUGAUAAAUAAAUCAUGUGCUGGGUGUUACCACUGGGUAAUUUACCAUAUUCAAAAUAUUCAAUGGCAUUACUCAUAUUCUUACAUAUCAAUUGCUUAAUGUACAUACUCUUGUAUAGAUUGUAAUUUAUCAAAAAAAUAAAAAAAUAUUUUAGACUUAAAUUUAUGAUGGUAAUAUAAUUUAAUAUAAAUUUUUAAAAAUACAUGGAUUUGAAAAGUCUUUUAGUAUGAAUUUCUUUGAAUGUAACAUAUAUUAUAUUUUUAAAUAUCCAGAUUAACUGGACUUAACCCAACUAAAUACAAGACUUAAAAUUUAGUUACAUAUCUAUAUAUAAAUAUAACCCAAAUUAUUUAUUUGUAUUUCUUUCUAAACGUCAAAACUAAAAUUUAUAUUUAAAGUAUCUUCUGAACUUAGGAAUAUCAAUUGUUUAUAUUUUAAAUAGUACCUAUUUACUUAUUUUUAUACAACUUUAGAAUAAAAAUCAAAGAGGUAUAGUUAGGUAAUGUAAAUAAUCAAUAAUAAUAUGAUGCACUAUUUAUAAUAAUAUUUGAACUAGAUGUUUUCUAUUCAUUUUACACUAAUUUCUUUAUUAUUGUGAAUAUGUUCAGGAUUAUGAAUAUUAUAAAUUAUAAUAAACGUUUUUUUAUAUUUUAGAAAUGUGAUAUUACCUAACACAAACAAAUUGACCACAAGAGGACUAAGGACAUUAAAAAACCAUAAACUAAGAGAAUUAAAAGUUUAUGGUAUGAAUUGUACAGUAAAUGAGCUUGUUGGCUCAUUAGGUGAAUGGACAACACAUAAUUUAGAAUCAUUAUUCGUAUCAAAUAGUUCAUUUAUAAAUAAUUCUCAGUAAGUUUUUUUAUUUUCAGUAUAAAGUGGUUAUACAUUUUCAGUUAAGAAAAUUUUUUUAAUAUAUUUUGUUUUAUUUUUUUAUUGUUAAGUCUAUAGUCUGUUCCAUGAAAGAUCAGACCGCUCGCUGUGCAUUCCCAUGCUGCAAUAUUUCCCAUUAAUCACCCCUGGUCGACGCUCGACAUCAGUUUUAACAUUAAAUAUUCACAAAAGCUGAUCUCUUGUGGGAGAGACUAUAGGUUAAAUUUUGUACAAAGAUAAUUUUUGAAAUUUUCAUUUUAAAUUGAAAGUAGUAAAUACUACUAAAAUAUAUUAUAUUAAAUUAAAACAGUAAUAUAAUAUGUGAAUCUGUUAAAGUAUCAAAUGAGAGAAACUUAAUAUUGUGAUUAUUACAUUAAUAUUAUAUGUUAAUCUAUCUGUGAACUAUGUUGUACAAAAUUAAAUUGUUUUUGAUAGAUAUGUAGAAUAAUGGCAAAAAAAGAGUUGAUGGGGGUACCACUGUUGUAGGUCAGAAGUUAGGAAAAAAGGAUUCAUAAAGUUAUUUAAUUUAUAUCUUAACACAUAAAUAAAUAAUAAAUAAUUGCUGAUGAAAUAUAAUUCCGAGCAAAAUUUGGCUAAAUAUAUUUUGAAAUAAUUAAGUUUUUUUUAGAUUUUCAUUCAAAUUUGAACUUAAAAACACAAAGUACAACUUAACAUUUUCAUUUUUAAAUUUAUACACAUCUGUGUUUGACAAUUGUAUCCACAUAAGACCAAACAAACUUGAAAAUGUAAGACGCUUAUAAACUUUGCCCCGAAAAUUUGACUGUCUCGGCUUAAAUGGCCAAUAAGAAUAUUAUGUUAAAAUAUUAAAUCGUUUUAAUUAUUUUUAACUGAAUUACAACAUAAAAUAAAAUCGAAAAAUAAUAAAAUUGUUAUUGUUGUGCAUUUUUACAUUUUUCAUAAAUACUAAGAAAAUUACAAGAAAAAUCAAAAAAUUACUUCCUCAAUGCACUAAUUAGAUUCAAAAUGUUACAAAAAAGUUCUUGUGUCAUUUUUUAAUUGAAACAAGAUUUUUAGUUGAAAUGUUGAACACAUCAUAACAAAACCAAUACAUUCCUCACUACGCUCAGAAUUUAAUCUAAAAUAAAUAAAUUUGAAUAAAUAAAAAUUUACAAAAGGUAGAAAGAAAAACCGGUCGUUAUAAAAAUGUGUUAAUUUCUCUUUAUAGCAUUGUAUUACCCAUGUUCUUUAUAAUCUUAAUACAUUUACGGACAUUACUGCUAUAGUAGUAAUAUGUAAAAUGUCAGUUUACAUCAUUACUGUUGAAGCAGUAUUUAAUAGUAUCAAAUCAUAGAAGACAAUGGACUGCCACAUUACGGCAGUCCACACUGUCAAUUUAUAUAGAUUUUGGAUGUAGGUAUAGCACUACUAAUAUAACAGUAAAAAUUAUAUUACAAGUGUCCGUCAAUGUGUUAAAUCAUACUUCUAUAUUGUAAUUAAAUGGAUUGGUUUGGAUUAUUAUUUUUUUGUCUUUGAUUUGAAACUGAGUUUUCCAUGUUCAAAUCAUUAUCUAAAAUUAAUUUAAAUUUUAACUUUUUCCUUUAUUAUUAUUGUGUUUAUUAUAUUAUUAUAGUGUUUAUUGUAUUAUUAUGAUUUUUUAGUGACUUGAAAUUUAAUGUUGCUGUUUCAUUAUCAAAACUGAAAAAUUUACGUUCACUUGAUGUAAGCAAUACUGAAUUUACUACCAACAAUUUAAUUGCUAUUAUUGAAGAUCUGCCAAAUUUGGAGUCAUUAGAUAUUUCUAAUACAAAAGUUGAUACACUACUACCAUUAAAAAAAAAAAAUCAAAUAAAGAAGUUAAACGUUUAUAAUUUAAUGGUAAAAUAAAAUUAAUUUUUCUUAAUAAAUUGGACAUUUUACAUUUUGAGUAAAGCUCAGGUUUUAAAAUUAGUACAUUAAAUUUAAAAAUGUUUUUUUUUCUGGCAUAAAUUGAACUUUUGAUCUAUGUUCCGAUGUUAAAAUGUACAUUCUUACAAUUUUAAAAGGACAGUUUCUACAUCAAUAAGAAAAUUAAUAAAUUCAAAUUACAAACUGUGUUAAAUUUUAAGAUCACAAGAACAUACACAUAAUUUUAUUAUACAAAAUAUAGAUUUUAUAAAAAACUUUUCAAAACUAAUAGCUCUACUCAGUAUGUAAUAUUUAUAAAGAGGAUUUUUUAAAUUUAAUUUUCCAAUACAUAAAAUUUAAAAAAACUAGCUUUAGUAAUUUAUUAGAUAGCUGUAAGUUAAUUUUUACAAUGAUAUGUUGUAUUUAUUUUAUGGGUUAAUAAAAUAGUUGCACAUUUUCAGAGUAGGGUAUUAAUUGUAAAGUAACUCAUAGCAUAUUACAUUUAAAUUUAAAACUUAUAUGAUGACAAAAAAGUUACUAGUUAAUUGUUUAUCUCUGGCACCAUUAUAAAUUAAUUUUUAAAAAUGUUAAUUAAUAUAUUUAAAUUUCAAAAAAAAUAAUCUCCAUUCUUUCAAACAGACAAAUAAUAGGUCAUUGGCCAACACCAUAUCAUUGUACUUUUUAUUUUAGAUUAUUAAAGGUUGGAAAUGAAAAUACUAUUUUGUAUAAUUAUAUUUUUAAUAGGAACCUACCAUGCAUUUGAUCGCCUUCAGUCCACUUAAAUCUAUGACAUCAUUGACACAUUUGGAUUUGUCUUCUGAGAAAUAUACUAAUCCAUUUAUUUCAUUCAGCUGUGAAACACUGUGGUUACCAUUUUUGACAGAUCCUGAUUGGUUACCCAAUUUAGUUUCAUUAGAUAUUUCAGGUUGGUUUUUAUUUUCUGAUUUUAUCGUACUAAAAUAUAUUAAAUAUUAUAAUUUAUUGUGCUUCAUCAUUAGAUUAAAAUUGUAUAGUUUGAUAAAAUAUAGGAAUUGGUAAGGCUACUUUCAUAAUAUUGAAAAUAAAAACAUAUUAAGUUGAGAAAAGUUUAUCAAGUUUUUCACAUUAUCCAUUUUAACUAAUGUUCAAGAAUUGCCCAACCAGUUAACAGAGGUUUAAAAAUUACCUCAACAUUGCUUCUGUUAUCAUAGUGGUUCUCAACCUGUUUACUGUCAUGCCCCCUAAAUUAAUAUUUAAUUUUUUAGUAACCCUUAAAUAUAUAUUUUACACAUAGUGAUCCAAUAUUUUAUAUUUUUGGCAACCCCCAAGUUAUCGGAAUGUUUUCAGUUGUUUACCUGUUUUCAUUAUUGUAAUUUGUGUUAUUAUACAUAUUUACAUUUGAUGGGAUCUAACAAUAAUAUAAAGUUUUAUAAACACUAAAAUAAUUUUCAUGGUUUAAUAAAAUUGGAUGGAUGAACCCAAUGUUUUCUAAAGUUAAUUUUUAAACUCUGAUUGUGUCUUUUUCCUUUGGUAAAUUAAAUGAAAAAUAAAAAGAUUUUAAUAUAUCUAAUUAUAGCCUCUUAUCUAAUUAACAUCCACUGUUAUAGGUAAUGUUAUUGAAAAACAAUUCUGAACGAAGUUCAGUGAUUCUUUGUCAACAAUAUAUAUGCCAUAUUAUAGUAAAAUAAUUAAGUAGGCUUUAUAUAUUUUCUUUAAUAAUAUUUAUUUAAUGUUGUACCGAUUUUCCCUUUUUUCCUAAGUUUUUCCUGGUUUUCCCAUGUUUUUCCAGGUUUUUCACAUUUGCUAUGAAAACUCCUGAGAAAAUCGAAAAAUGACCUCUCUAAAGUAUCUUCCCAGUUGGAUUUCCUUUUUCAAACAUUAUUAUUAUUAUAAAAUGGAGCAAAAUUGCUAGUAAAAAAGUUGUGCACAGAAAAAAAAAUUGUUUCUGUUUCCCUCAGUCUUUUGUUUUCGAUUUUUUCGCAUUUGAUGCUAAAACAUUUGCUACGAAAACGCUUGUGAAAAUCAAAAAAUUACCUCCCUAAAGUACCUCCUCUCACAGAUUUCCUUUCAGUAAAAGUGCUACAGUAAAAUUAUGAAGAAAGAUAUAGUAGAAAAGUUGUUCAUAAAAAAAAUAAUAAUAACUUUGUAAAACCACUCAGAAUCUAAAAAAGUUAAAAUUAUUAAUAAUACUUACAUUUAAUAACUUUAAAUAAAUCUGGGUUUGGUGAUCCAUUGUUAUCCUGGAUUAGGUCCUACCUUUUAGGUAGAGUCCAAUAGGUUAAGAUACUUGGUAAUAAGUCAGCUUUUACUUGUAUGUUAACUGAUGUCCCUUAAAGGGGUCAUUUGUCCCCUUUACUAUUUGCUGUAUUCAUUAAUGGUGUUAAGCGAGUUUCAGCUAACUUUAAUUUUAUCAUUUUUGCUGAUCUAAAAUUAUUUUGUAAAAUAUUAUCAAUCAAUGAUUGCCCUACACUUCAAAACAACUUAAAUAACUUAGUCAAAUAGUUGUCUUUUCUUGGCUUGCAUUUUAAUAUUGACAAAUGCAAGUAUGUUUUUUGAUAGAAGGCGCCUUAACAUUGAAUAUUUAUUUGAAAUUCGCAGAUCUACUUUAAUAUUGGUUACUUCUGUUAAAUAUUUAGGUAUUACCCUAACACCUAAGCUAGACUUCAAUCAUUACAUCGAGUUAACAUACUAUAAAGCUCUUAAAGUUUUAGUCUUUAUAAAAUGUUUUUAAAUUGAGUUUAAACUUGCUGUUCUUAUAAAAUCUAUUUAUUACUCUUUUGUUUGCUCAAUUAUAAAGUAAUCCUCAGUGCUUUGGAACCUGUACUACUUUUGGGUCUUGUGACAUUGAGAAAGUACAGCAUCGUUCUCUUGCUUUUGCGGCUUAUGAUUAUAAUAUAAAGCAUCCCCAGAACGAUUACACUAGUGUCCUUAGCUACCUUUCUCUUGAUUCACUAGCAGACAGAAGAGUGUCUGCUAAUAAAUAAUACUCGAAUAAUGAUUCUUGAGCAAGUUACUAAAUGUCUCUAUUGAGUCUCCUUCCCUCCUAUUAGAGUUCCUCUUCACUCCUUAUGUUUUCAUGCUCUAUUUUUUGUCCAGAUACUAUGAACUUUGGUCUGAAUCAGCACAUACAUCAUAUGAUGUGGUUUUUAAUCUAUAAAUCUAUAUGUUUUUAUUCAGUGUUCUUUUGUUGUAUUAUCAUUGUAAGCUAUCCUUUGUACUUUUAGUAUUACGAUAAGUUAUUUAAGUUUUGUUAAUCUAACAUUCUAAGCAAUUUUCUGUGUAAUAGUACUAUAUACUAUAUUUCUAUGUAAAAUUGUUCAUUGAAGCAUAAAUAAAUAAAAUAAAUUAUGUAUGGACAACCGACAAAUAUAAUUAAUAUAAAUAUAAUUAUUUAGAAUUAGAAAAUUAAAACAUGAAUAAAAAAAAAUAGUAACAGUAGUAAUUUUAAAUUAGUUUUUAAUUUAAAUACUUCAUUGAAUAUUCUGUAAAAUAAAAUUAUUAUCUUUUUGUACUUGUUGAAUAUUUUAAUGUUAUUUAAUACAAAAUACAUUUUAAUAUUUAAAAAAAAACUAGAUCCUAAAUAAGUUAUUGGUCAAAACCGUUUUCUAAUUUUGUUUGUUCUAAAUUUGUUAAAUUUACUUUAGAAUUAAGAAUAGAGAAAAAAAUUAACUAAAAUAAUGAGUCUUUUGUUAAAUUUUCAUUUAAAAAACAUGAUAUAAUUGUAUAUGAAAUAUGAACUUCUAUAAAUUGUAUUUUUAUUAGUAAUUAUAUUUUACAGGCAGUGAAAAUGUUGGUCCUAAUGUUAUGCGAGACUUUUUAACUUCACAUAAAGAAUUAAGAUUUUUAGGCCUCAUGCAUAUGGAUGAUUGUGGUUUGGCCAUGUUUACAGUUCCUACUCAUCCAUUAUAUAAUCCCAAUUUAGAGGUUAGUAUUAAUUAAUUUAUUUUGUAUUUUGUCAAAAUAGAUAAAUGUUAAAUAUUGUUAGAUUAUGUGUAUAGUUAUAGACAUUAGUUUUUAAAUUUAUAUCAUUGUAUAUUAAGAAAUUUAAUUUAUGUUUACAGGUUUCUGGUAUUGUGACACAAGAACAAUUACUAACUGGUUUAAAACGUUAUAUAAAACGACCAACGUAUAUUCAAAAAUGUCUUUUUCAUUUAUUUAAGUGGACAGAGAAAUAUAGUUCCCCAAAAGUUGAUAUUAUUGAAGUACUUAGUAUAUAAUUAGUAUAAUUACAAUUUAAAAUAUUGUUUUCUCAUAAUAUUUGUUUUAAUGUUCUAGUUAAUUAUAAAUGCUAUGAACAGUCUUUCUGAUAAUUUUCCUGUACAAAUGGCAGCAACUGCUUGUCUGUAUAAUUUAACAAAGAGUGAUUUAGCUUCAAAAAUACAUCCUUGUAUACUGGCUAAAGUAGUUGAAGCUACCUUAGAUGCCAUGGAACAUUUUCCCAAUCAUAGCCAAUUGCAGAAAAAUACAUUAUUGACAUUAUGUAGUGAUCGUAUAUUACAAGUAUGUAUAUUACUAUAAUUCAUAAAAUUAUAACUUAUGAUAUAUUUUAAAAGAAUGGGAAAAUGUAAUUAUAUCAACAGGUAGGAAGUUUUUAAAACUAUAAUCAUUUAAUAUUUAUGUAGUAAAAAAAAAACUUAGAUAUAUAUGAAAUUUAAAAAGUUGCCUAAAAACCAAUAAAAAUAAAUAUAAUAAUAACAAUAGUUUUAAGUAUUUAUGUAUUAUAUAGUAAUAUUCUGUACUCAUUACCGCUUUGGGUUGUUAAAUAAAUAAAUAAUAUACAAUAUAUAUAUAUAAAUAAAUAAUAAAUAAUAUAAAUAAUUUAAAAAAAUAGCUGAUACUGGAGACGGGCACAGUUACUGUUGAAGCUGGGAAUUUGGGAAGGAAGGAUACAUAAAGUUAUAUAAUUUAUAUUUGAAUGCAAAGAUAAACUAUUGUUAACAAAAAACAAUUUGAAAUGAAGUUCGUUAAGAUAUUUUUUGAUAUAUUUCUGAUAGAUAAAUAUAAUCUUAAAAUUUUAAAUAAUAAAAUGUGCUGUAAUUUGAAAACAAAUUUUAUAUUUUGCCUUUAUUGGUUUUCUCAAUUAUUUUGAAAACUUCUGAAAUUAUUAAAAAAUGUCAUGUUCUGCUGUCAGUUGCUAGAUAGUAAAUCGUUGCGGUGUGCCUUAAAUGUUUGUAAUUUUUCCAAAAUGUGUAUUUCUGUUUUAUCUAAUUUUAUUUAAAACCUUUUGGAAAAUCUAAAAACUACCUCCAAUAUACAAACUAUGUAAAAUUUCCUUUCAGAAAAGGUACUACACUUUGUACAUCGGAGAAAUAUUUUUUUUCGAAAAGUUGUUUACAGACAAAAAAUAAAUAAAUAUAUUUCAUACGCUCCAAAUCUAAAAUAUAAGGUCAUUUCAUUUUUUUUUAAAUUUGUAUAUUAAAUAAUUUUUGAAAUUUUCUAUAGUAUUAUCGUUAAUAAUUCUGCCUAAUUAAAUUUAACGUACAAUUUAUAUCUUGAAAUAAAUUUGUUUUGAUACUGAACAUCAUUUGUGUCAAUUUUAUUUUUACUUUAUUUAUAUAUUUCCAUUAAAAUAUUUAGAACUAAUCAGUACAAAUUAUAAAUUUUUUACGAAUUAUGUGAAAUUCAUCUAUUACCUUCUUUAUCAAUUUAUUAUAUUUAAUACAAAUUACUAAUUAGUGAUUUCAUUAAAAUCCAAACUAAAUAGUAUAAUAAAGUUCACUUAAAAGGUAUUAAAUAUUAUCUCUUGUAUUUUAUUUUUUACAUUGAAGUUAUAGCUAUAGUUUUACUAUUCAUUUAUAAUUUUGCUCAAAAAAAAAAAAAAAUUGCAUUCUAUAAUUCAGUCUACUCACUCAUAUAAACACUUUCUUAAAUGAAAUAUAUGUUACAAAAAUUAAUGAAUACAAUAUUAAUAUUGUAAUACUGUGUUUAUAUAUCAGGAUGUUAAAAUGGAUAAGUUCAGAUGUGCAAAAUUAGUCUUGGAUUCAUUAAAUUUUUUUAAUGAUAUUGUCAUGAACCGCAUGAGUGUUGCCAUAUGCAGUAUAUUAGGUAGGUAAAUUAUUUACUAUGAAUUUAAAUGAAGCAAUACAUUUGUUCAUUAUUAACAUAAAAAUUGUAAUCAAUACAUUUAUUAUUUGAUAUUUUGUAGCUGCAAAAAUUUCUACUUUUGAAACGUCUCAAUUAGGAUCCAACCCUAGAUAUAUGUCUAAAUUGUUAUCAAUAGUGUGUGAAAAAUUAUCUACUCAAACAAUUGAUGUGACUAUGAAGUUUACAUUGAGUGCACUUUGGAAUCUUACUGGUAGCUUUCUAUAUAUUAUUUUGUAAUAAAUUAAUUUAAUAUACUUUUCAAUAUAUUUGUUUGCACUUAGGUAAAACUAUUUUAUACUAUUGUGCUAUGGUUUUAAAAUGAAUUAUUUAUUAAUUAUUGUGUUAAUUUACUGUCUUCUAAAAAAUUUUUAUUUACAUUAUUUUCUAGAUGAAUCCCCUACAACAUGCAAAGUGUUCAUUGAUGAAGGUGGGUUAGAGAUAUAUAUGAAAAUAUUAAAUACAUUUAUCCAUGAUAGUACUGUAGAAACUAAAGUACUUGGUUUGGUAAAUAAUAUUGCUGAAGUACCACAUUUGCGAGCUAUGCUAUUUAAUAAUAAUAUUAUUCCUACUUUAAGGUAAUUACAUUAUUUAGUAAAUAUUUAUUAUUUAUUCAUCUAUGUAUUGAUGUACUGAUUAAUACUUUGAUUAUUUGUUCAGACGUUUGUUGAAAUCUGAUCAAAUUGAUGUAAGCUACUUUGCUGCUGGCAUAAUAGCACAUUUAGCAUGUGAACCUGGCUGGAAUGAAUAUACUGUAAAUUGUAAAGAUGAAGUUUUGGUUGAACUACGCCACGCUGUAAAACAAUGGGUGCCUCCAGAGGGAGAAAUGGUUGCAUAUAGAUCUUUCCAGCCUUUUUUUGGCUUACUCAACUCAACUGAUACACCACAGGUUCAGUUGUGGGCUGCUUGGGCAAUACUGCAUGUCUGUACCAAAAAUGGUCUGUACAUAUUUUUAAUUUUAAGUUUUAAAUAAAACACAUUAAUUUUGUGUAUGUAUUUUUGUUUUUUAGCUAAAAAGUAUUGUGAAAUGCUCAGUAAAGAGAAUGGAGUUGCAAUUUUACAAAAAAUUGCUACAGACAAGUCAGUUGAUCAUGAAGUUUGUCAAUUAUGCUAUCUUAUAUUAGACAUGAUGAGUGAAUUUAGGUAACUUUUGAAUAAACCAAAUUUUCAAACAAUAGUCAAUAAAAUUAAACUUUAUAAGAAAUACAAAUUAUAAUGAUUAUGAAUGAUUGUGUUUAUAAGAAUGUUUCUAAUCCAGUGUUACCAAUCGAUACAUUUUAGUUCUACGCUUUAUCUGAUAUAUUCCUUACAUAAAAUGUUGAGUUUUUCUUGUCAAUAUUUUUAAUUAUUUGUGUGAUUUUAAAUUAAAUAUUUGUUUUGUAAAAUAGUAAUACUCCGAUAUUUAACAUCAGACCAAAUAAUAUUUAGUGAGUAUCUUCUUAUUAACGUCUUAAAUUUAUUCAAGCUAUAUUCUAAAAUUUGUAUCAUGCACAAAGCAAUAUAUUUUUUUGUCCUAUGAAAAUGGAAUAAUUUUGAUGUCAAACGACUUCAUGUAAUUAUUGAUCAAAUGUAUUUUGAUUACAUUUUAUUAAACAACAAUAUAUUUGUUUAUGAUUGAAAUCAUUUAAAAAUAUCUAUUUUGUGAAUUCACUUCAAUAUAGUUGAGUUAAUGAUAUCAAUGAAGACUAUUCUAAGGUUUAAGUGUUACUUCAGCAACACAUACACAAUUUGGUAGGUGGAUAGACGAGUUGGUUGGUAACAAAUUUAGUGGUAUUUACUUAAGUUUAUAACAUGUGAUAAGGUUGAUUUUUCUCCAGUUUUUAUGUUUUCUAGUUAUUUACUAAAUAUCACUUCUAACCAUAGGUGUGCCCAGAGUUCCCAAUCAGGCGCAGCAAAUAUUUCUAUUUUAUUAAUUAUUAAUGUCUUUUAUUUUAAAAAUAACUAUUAGGAUUAAAAGGCAAGUAGUCUUGAUUCUAUUAUUAGUGUCAUUAGUAUAGUCAAUUUUUUGUUCUUUGUUUUUCACUCAUUAUUUAGUAAAUUAAAAAAUAAUACUAAUAAUAAUACUUUUAACAAAAAGAAAAAAAAAAUAUUGUCCAUUAUUUAUUAAUAUUUAGUUAUCAUAGCUGCUAAUAACUUGUCUUGCAUAAAAAUUAUAGAUGCAGUACAAACCAUUUGAUAUUGUAUUCAAUUUUAAUAGUAUCUAACCCGUCUUAAAUUAUUAUUACCUAAUCACUGUUUAUCCAUCUUUAUCUAUUUAUACUAUUGUAAACAGCUGUGGUAUUGUAACUAUUUUAAUGAAGCAUAUAUGGUACUGAUAAAUGAUAGAAUCAAGAUAUAAUUUUAAAUAUUUAAUCAUUUCACAAACAUACAGAAAAAAAAUCUUUCAUCUGUCAAUAAACUUGAAGGUAUACUUAAAAAUAAAAAUCUGUGGUCUCAAAAUAAUUAGAUGCAGAAAUAUGCUGCAUGUGCUACACCUGUGAGCACGCCUAUGCUGUUAAUAUAUUUUACAAAGGUAGGUUGGUGGAUCCUCAGAAAUAUCCUCAACGGCACAUAUUUUUGUGGGGAUAUCCACCAUUGAAGAUAUCCAUGAUAAAUAAGUUAAUAUGUUUUUAUGUCUUUAAAUAUUAUAUGUGAAACAUUAAUUUUAAAUACACUAAUUAAUAUUUUUAAAUAUUUAUACCAGAUCUAUCUAAUAAUAUAUUUUCAAACUCUUAUGUUGUAACAUUUAUUAACAUUGUAUUUUUAAAUAGGUAUUUAACUAUAAUAUUUUAUUUUAAAUUUAAAUCAUUUAUUAUAUUAUUAAAAUAUAUAUAUAUAUAUAUAUAUAUUGAAAGUUAGGCAGUUAGUUCAAGUUCUCAAAUACAUAUAAACAAACAAUCUUUUCCAUCUGGUUUUGCCCUUGCAAUAAAAAUGUUUCUCUUGUAAUUAAAAUACAAAUUGAGUUUAGAGUACUUAAGUUAAUAGAUUCACCUUUUAUUUGUAUAUUUGUAUGUAUAUCUUUAAUCAAACUAUAAUAUUAUUAUAUAUUUAUCUAAAAGUGGAACUUGAAAAUUCUAACCUCGCAUCAUUAUUUUGACAGAGUAAUGUAUAAAAAUAGAAUAAUAUCUAUAUCAUCUAUAUCAUCUUAUUUUAUCUACAAUGAUAUAUUAACUUUAACAUAUUAUACAAGUAUAAGUAUGCACCUAUACAUACUUACUUUAAUUAUUUGAGCAAAUAUGACCUAAAAUUAGGUGUAUAAAAUUAUUCAAUUAAUCAAUUUGUAGGCCAUUGUAGAAUGAAGAUUCAAAUUUCUAAGUACCUAUCUAUUAUGAUCUCUGUAACUAUUUGCAUUAAAUUUAUGAAAGUAUUUGUUCAUUUGACAUAGCUACAUGUUGAGAUUGCUAUAUUAUAAAUAAAAUGUAAUGUGAUGGUAAUUUUUUAACCUUAUAUUAUUAUUAGGUACAUACAGAUUAUAUCACAUAUUUAUACAACUUAGUAAAAUAAAUUGUGUUUAAAAGAGCGUUAUGUUCUGUGUUUAAAUGUAUUAUUUUUGUUUAAACACAAUUGAUAAUUGUUUUUUGUUGAUGGAUAGUUCAUAAAUAAUAAUCAAUACCUACCUAUUUA